This is a messenger RNA of Mizuhopecten yessoensis (Yesso scallop), 1030 nucleotides long. RefSeq lists its product as uncharacterized. The transcript has 5 exons. NCBI's taxonomy places the organism in Eukaryota, Metazoa, Mollusca, Bivalvia, Pectinida, Pectinidae. The record is from RefSeq and is a predicted model, not a curated record. The coding region runs from base 19 to 846 and encodes 275 amino acids.
GUGAAGAUAACAUAUGCCAUGUCGGACUCAACUAGCGGACAAGACAGCAAUACCAUACGUGUAUUGGUCAGUUUGGCCGUAGUGCUGACCACUGUAUCGGCUUGGUGGAAGCCUCAUCAACACACGACCUGGCAAUGGCAGCUCGAGAAUGACGACGGCCAUUUGGUAAAGACAUACGCCGUUGACAUGUAUGACAUCGACCUGUUCGAUACGAGCGAAAGCGACAUCCAGUACCUUAAACAUCACGGCCGGAAGGUAAUCUGUUAUUUCUCGGCUGGUUCCUACGAGGCAUGGAGACCGGACCAUCAUGACUUCCCGUCAAGUGUUCUCGGACACGGGCUGGACGGGUGGGACGAGAGAUGGCUGGACAUCCGUACGGACGCUGUUCGAAACAUAAUGAAGAAGCGCCUAGAUCUGGCGGUACAGAAGGGCUGUGACGGGGUAGAGCCAGACAAUGUAGAUGUUUACUCACUGUCUACGUCUAAACAAGGCUUCCACACUCACAUCGACGAAGACGACCAACUCGACUUCAACAAGUUCAUCGCGAAGGAGGCUCACGCCCGCGACCUGUCCGUGGGACUGAAGAAUGACGUUGAUCAGAUCCACGAACUCCAGUCAUACUUUGACUGGGCCCUAAACGAGGAGUGUAUGGAUUUCGACGAGUGUGACAAAUACCAACCUUUCAUUGACCAUCACAAGCCUGUGUUCCACGUGCAGUACUCCACCAAAAGUCACGGGUCCAGCACGCGCAGCCACGUGUGCCACGCCUCCAGCAGUGACCGUCCCCACCAGUUCAUGACCCUUAUCAAAGAGAAACUAGUGACAGACUGGAGACUCGCCUGCUAAACUGGGACCAGUGAAAUUUCGUCGUAGUUUGCCUUUUGCAAAUUAUGUAUAACCAUUUAUAUGGUCAAUGUUUUGAUAUAUACCAAAUGUCUACUUUUGCCUUUCUGAAUGUUUGUUGAUAUGAAAGAAAAUCAUAUUCACAAAAAAAAUGAAAUAAGACGAAUAAAGAGUUUGUGUCAGUGUC